AUGGGUCCUCAGCUGUCUGCUCUGGGACCCCCUGUCAGCCCCUUCACUGGGCCUGCCCCACUAGGGCAGAGCACGCCAGGCGGGCCUGGCUCCUCCAUCGUGCCCGGCGUGGUCCCACGCCAGGGCCUCCGCAUUGCCGUCUCUCCUGCUGGGAACGUGCGGGGUCUGCUCCCCCAUCUGCUGGGGUCUCUGCUCAUGUGGGGGGUCCGGGGGCGCUGUGGCUCCCUGCCCUCUCAGCCCCUCCUGGGGCGGCACCAGGAGGCACAGCCCCUCACUGGAGCUGGGUCACCCCGGGGCCCAGGCCCCCUGAGGACGCCCUUAGCCCCUUCCCAAAGCCCCACAUGCCCAGGGGGGUGUCUCUGCACCCAGCAGGGCUUCCUGCCCCCACCCGACCCCCCAGGCCGAGGUCUGGAGUCAAUGGUUAACACCCCAGUCUCAGUUUUUCCAUCUGUAGAUGGGAGCAGGGCCUCACCAGACCAGGCCAGGAGCUCAGGGUGCCCACGCUGCCCACAAGCAAGGCGUAAGGACGUCAGCACUGGGGGGCUGAACGGUCCUGGCCUCCCAGAGGGCCUGGCUCCGCCGGUCACCGGGGCGGCCCGGCGGUGA
Messenger RNA from Rangifer tarandus platyrhynchus (Svalbard reindeer), 606 nucleotides. The record is from the annotation of a GenBank genome assembly. NCBI's taxonomy places the organism in Eukaryota, Metazoa, Chordata, Mammalia, Artiodactyla, Cervidae.